Messenger RNA from Cyphellophora attinorum, 480 nucleotides. Its product is annotated as Anaphase-promoting complex subunit 11. Gene Ontology annotation, biological process: anaphase-promoting complex-dependent catabolic process; positive regulation of mitotic metaphase/anaphase transition; protein ubiquitination. Gene Ontology annotation, cellular component: nucleus; anaphase-promoting complex. Gene Ontology annotation, molecular function: zinc ion binding; ubiquitin protein ligase activity; cullin family protein binding. The coding region runs from base 1 to 480 and encodes 159 amino acids. The transcript has 2 exons. The record is from RefSeq and is a predicted model, not a curated record. NCBI's taxonomy places the organism in Eukaryota, Fungi, Ascomycota, Eurotiomycetes, Chaetothyriales, Cyphellophoraceae.
AUGAAAGUCUCACUUCUCAGCACAAACCUAAUCGCAACCUGGUCCUGGCAACUCCCCACCCCAGACGCCGACGACCUCUGCGGCAUAUGUCGAGUCGCCUUCGACGGAACAUGCCCAACCUGCCGCCAACCAGGCGACCCCUGCCCGCUCCUGAUCGGCAAAUGCCAGCACUCCUUCCACAUGCAUUGCCUGAUCAUGUGGGUCCAACAAGAGAGCAGUCGGGGAUUGUGUCCGAUGUGUAGGCGGAAGUUUGAGUGGCGGAAAGAGGAGAAUGAGAGUGCGCGGCGGGGUGGGAUGCCGGGGGGUUUGGGUGGGAAUGGGGUUGAGGAGGGUGGUGGUGGGGAGGGGGAAGAGGUUGUGGAGGAGGUGUUGGAGGUGGUGACCAUUGAGGAGGAGGUUGUGGAUGAGGGUGAAGAUGGGGCUGAGGAGGGUGCUGGUGGGCAGGGAGCGGGGACGGGGAGGGAGACGCGGACGAGAUGA